Molecule: messenger RNA, 6675 nt
Organism: Owenia fusiformis
Lineage: Eukaryota; Metazoa; Annelida; Polychaeta; Sabellida; Oweniidae
Source: the annotation of a GenBank genome assembly
GUCAGAGGUCAAAUUUAAAAGGUUUGAUUGGUUCAUUUUAGCGGUUCAAAAUGAAAAUUUGGAACCGAAAUUUGUAAAUUUUGAAACAUUGUCGAGAAUUCUGUCGAUAUAGUGUUAAGAUCGACUCUUUUAUAGUUUCGUCGUAUAUCUUUGGGAAGCAGAGAAACUAUUGGAAUAUUAAUUUUCUUAGCUUUUGGUGGAAAUUGCGGACAAUUUUGCAAGUAAAUGAUGGAGGGGCCUCUCAAGACACUGUUUGAGAAUCAAAAGGCAAAGAAAAAGGACAAACCUGCUAAGGCGCAACCAUCCUCAGAUAACAUGGAUAUCGAGAAUCUUCCAUCUCCCGGUGCGCCAUCUGGUGCCAAAUCUGACAAACGUUUGUCAGUUGAGAGGAUAUACCAGAAGAAAUCACAAUUAGAGCACAUCUUGCUCCGUCCUGACACCUAUAUUGGAUCUGUGGAAACUGUAACACAGCCAAUGUGGGUGUUUGAUAAUGAAGAAAACAGCAUGGUUUCAAGAGAGAUCACAUAUGUGCCAGGACUUUACAAAAUAUUUGAUGAAAUUUUAGUCAACGCAGCAGAUAACAAGCAGAGAGACCCUAAAAUGACCAUAAUUAAAGUAGAUAUUGAUCCUGAGAACAACCAAAUUAAGAUUUGGAACAAUGGCAAAGGUAUCCCAGUGGUUGAACACAAGACAGAGAAGAUGUUUGUACCCACUCUAAUCUUUGGACAUCUACUCACAUCCAGCAACUAUAACGAUGACCAGAAAAAAGUGACAGGUGGACGCAACGGAUAUGGUGCUAAACUUUGUAAUAUAUUCAGCACGAAGUUCACAGUGGAAACACAAGCUGGAGACUACAAGAAACACUUCAAACAGUCAUGGGCCAACAAUAUGGCAAAGGCAGGUGAGCCCAGGAUCAACUCUGCACCAAAGGGGGAGGACUUCACAUGCAUCACAUUCAAACCAGACCUUGAAAAGUUCAAGAUGGAGAAACUAGACCCAGACACAGUGGAUCUAUUCACCAGGAGAGCCUAUGAUAUUGCAGCCUCUACCAAAGGUGUUCGUGUCAUUCUUAAUGGAAAGAAGUUACCAGUGAAAAAUUUCAAAGAUUACAUAGACCUCUAUGUUAAAAACAAGACAGAUGAGAACAAUAGCCCUCUGAAGGUGGUCUACGAGAAUGUCAAUGAGAGAUGGGAGGUUGCUGUUUGUAUGAGUGAGAAAGGAUUCCAACAAGUCAGCUUUGUCAACAGUAUCGCCACAACCAAGGGUGGUAGACAUGUAGACCAUGUUGCUGAUCAAGUUGUCUCAAAACUUAUUGAAGUAGUCAAGAAAAAGAAUAAAGGAGGCAUACAAAUCAAACCUUUCCAGGUGAAGAACCACUUGUGGGUAUUUGUAAACGCUCUAAUUGAAAACCCAACCUUCGACUCUCAAACUAAAGAAAACAUGACCUUGCAACAGAAAGGCUUUGGAUCGAAAUGUUCUCUACAAGAUAAAUUUAUAGCCCAGGUGAACAAAUGUGGAAUCGUUGAGUCCAUUAUGAGCUGGAUGAAGUUUAAGGCUCAGGAGAAAAUGAACACCAAGUGCACAAGCAAGAAACAGAACAAACUGAAAGGCAUUCCUAAACUUGAUGAUGCUAAUGAUGCAGGUACAAAGAACUCAAUAGACUGCACUUUGAUCCUGACUGAGGGAGACUCAGCCAAAACCCUGGCAGUGGCUGGCCUGGGGGUGGUUGGCAGGGACAGGUAUGGUGUCUUCCCACUUCGAGGAAAAGUGCUCAAUGUGCGGGAGGCCACACAUAAGCAGAUUAUGGAAAAUGCUGAGAUUAACAACAUCAUUAAGAUUAUGGGUCUGCAGUACAAACAGAAAUAUGACACAUAUGAUUCACUGCGGACUUUGCGUUAUGGGAAGCUUAUGAUCAUGACAGAUCAGGAUCAAGAUGGGUCCCAUAUCAAGGGAUUACUUAUCAACUUUAUCCACCACAACUGGCCCCAACUGUUGAAGCAACCUUUCUUGGAGGAGUUCAUCACACCUAUUGUCAAGGUUUCCAAGGGCAGAUCAGAGGAACAAUCAUUUUACAGUUUACCAGAGUUUGAGGAAUGGAAGAAAGAUACUCCCAACUGGCACACCUAUAAAGUCAAGUACUACAAAGGUUUGGGUACCUCCACAUCUAAGGAGGCAAAGGAGUAUUUCAGUGAGAUGACACGCCACAGGAUCAAGUUCAAGUACACUGGCACUGAAGAUGAUUCUGCAGUUGAUUUGGCAUUCAGCAAGAAGAAGAUUGACCAGAGGAAGGAAUGGUUGACCAACUGGAUGGAAGAGAGGAAGAGAAGAGCCCAGUUAGGGAUGCCAGAUCUAUAUGUGUAUGGGAAAAAUAUGUCUCAUCUGACAUACAAUGACUUCAUCAACCGAGAGCUGAUCUUGUUCAGUAACAUGGACAAUGAGCGUUCUAUACCUUGCAUGGUCGAUGGGUUCAAGCCAGGGCAACGUAAGGUGAUGUUUGCAUGUUUUAAACGUAACCUCAUCAAGGAACUUAAGGUGGCUCAAUUGGCUGGGUCAGUAGCUGAACAAUCUGCCUAUCACCAUGGUGAGCAAUCUCUGAUGGGAACGAUCAUAGGAUUAGCACAGAAUUUUGUCGGCAGCAACAACGUAAAUCUCUUGCAACCCAUUGGUCAGUUUGGUACACGUCUUCACGGAGGCAAGGAUGCUGCGUCUCCCCGUUACAUCUUCACUGCCCUUAGUCCCCUUGCACGCCUGCUGUUCAUGGCAUCAGAUGAGCCUACAUUGAAGUCAUUGUACGAUGACAACCAGAAGAUAGAACCUGAAUGGUACUGUCCCAUAAUCCCCAUGGUCCUUGUGAAUGGAGCUGAGGGUAUCGGUACAGGUUGGAGCACAAAGAUUCCCAACUACGAUGUACGUGAGAUUGUAGCCAAUAUCAAGAGAAUGAUGGAGGGAGAUGAACCAUUGCCAAUGGUUCCUGCAUUCAAGGACUUCAAGGGAGUCAUUGAGGAGUUAGAUCCCAUACGUUAUGUGGUGCAUGGUGAGAUCAACAUUGUGGACGAUGUUACUGUUGAGAUCCUAGAGCUGCCUAUUAGAACAUGGACCCAGAACUACAAGGAGAGUGUACUAGAGCCAAUGUUGCAGGGCACUGAGAAAGUACCUGCAGUUAUUCAGGACUAUAAGGAGUACCACACAGACACUACAGUGAAGUUCAUUGUGAAGAUGGCUGCUGAUAAGCUGGCUCAAGCUGAACACCAGGGUCUGCACAAAUUCUUCAAGCUCACCACCACUAUAUCAACAAACAGUAUGGUGUUGUUUGACCAAAAUGGGUGCAUCCGUCGAUAUGACAAUGUCGUGGAUAUCUUAAAGGAGUUUUAUGAACUAAGACUGGACCGUUACCAAAUUAGGAAAGAUUACAUGGAGGGCAGUCUUGCAGCAGAGUCCUUGAAGCUGGAUAAUCAGGCUCGCUUCAUCAUGGAGAAGAUAGAGGGAACCAUCAAAAUAGAAAAUGUCCCAAAGAAGGAGAUAGUUCAGAUGUUGGUACGAAGAGGCUAUGAUCCUGACCCUGUUAAAGCCUGGAAGGAGGCACAGAAUAAACUGGAUGAGAUUGAAGACAACGAUCUCGAUGAAAAUGAAUCUCAGUCAGCCACGAAAGGUGGACCAGACUUUAACUACAUCCUCCAGAUGGCUCUGUGGUGCCUAACAAAGGAAAAGAAAGAUGAGUUAUUGAAACAGCGUGACAACAAAGCUCAAGAACUGAGAGUUCUUCGUGAUAAGACACCCAAGGAUCUCUGGAUGGAGGACCUGGAUAAUUUCAGCAAAGAACUGGUGGUGAUUGAAGAGCAGCAGAAAGCAGAAGAGGCUGCAUCACUGGCUGGACUUAAGGUUCCCAAAGGGACAAAGGGUGGCAGAGCUAAGCCCAAGAAGUUUGCCAUUGAGCAGACCAUGGCCUCACCAUAUGGCCGUAGAGUUGUGCCUAUCAUAGACUCUAAUCUCAGACAGAAAGGAGAAAAAGAGGCUAUCAGGAAACAGAAGAAAAAGGAUAAAACUGUCAAGACGGGUGAUGAUCUGUUUAACGGGUUGGACGACGACGAUGACAAAAGUGAUACAAAGUCUAUGGUGUCCCUUGCAGACAGAAUAGGUGGCAGCCCAAAAUUAUUGGAAGAGGCCAAAAAAGCCAAGAAGCAAACAUCAAUCAAAGACGCCUUUAAAAAGGCAGAGCCCAAAAAGCCCAAAUCACCAAAAAAGAGCCCUAAGGGUAAAAAGAAGGGGGGCAAGAAGCGUAACCCUUGGAGCAGCGAUGAGGAUAUCAGUGAUGGCCUGUCCGACUCAGAUGAUGAAGAAGAUAUGGUUGUUAUACCAAGAGAGAAAGCUGCAGGAGCAAGAAAAGCGGCUACAGCCAAAAAGACAUACAAUUAUGACUCUGAUUCGGCGUCUGAUGAUGAAGAUGAUCUUCUCCCUAACAAGGCUGCAGACAAAGACUCUGACAGUGAUGGCCCUAAGUACGAUCACAUCUCCAGUGACGAUGAAUCAUUCCAUGUUGCCCCAAAGAAACAGGCUCCAAAGAAGGCUGCUAUGGACUUCUCAGACAGCGAGGAUAGCUCUCCCAAAAAUGCUGCCCCUGUUAGUGAUAGCGAUGACUCCUAUAAGGAGCCACCUAAGAAGGAACCAGCCAAGAAGAAGACACUUGGAAAGAAAGUGACAGCUGUUGGAGACAAAAAAAGUAAAGCAGCAGACCCAAAACAGCCGAGUAUAUUCGCAGCUAUGAGUAAGUCUAAGCCUAAGCCUGUGGAAUCCAGUCAGUCCACUAACGGAACAAAAUCAGACUCUGAACCUGAGGGACCUGAUGACCUUUGGGCCAGAAUUUCAAAACCUAAAGAUGAUAAGCCUUUGGCUGCUAAACCUGCACCAAAAGCUAAAAAACCAAAGUUGGACUCAGACAUUGAUAUUUCCGACUUCUCAGAUGAUGAUAAACCGGCACCUAAGAAAGCUGCCCCCAAGAAACCUGCUGCCACUAAGAAACCCAAAUCAAAUGAUGAGCCAAAGCCUAAGAAAAAAGCUGCUCCCAAGAAAAGACCAAAGAAGAUGGAUUCCGAUGAUUCUGAUGACUUUGCUCCUAAAAAGAAAUCCAGUGCAGCGGCUGCAAAGAAAAAGCGCAAGGCAGACAGUGAAAGUGAAAGUGACUUUGAUGGAAGCGAUGAUAUGGACAUUGUGCCAGUUGUCCCUAGAGGAGGUGGCCGAGCCAGAGCUGCUGUCAAAUACAACUUUGAUGACUCUGACGGGGACAGUGACUUCUAGAUGAACUGAAUCAAAUUUCUCAACUCAAAAUAUCAUCGUCUUUUAUCUUGAGCUGUUGAAUAAUUACUUGAUUUACAGUUAUUUUUUGUGAUACAAUAUAUAGUGGCUGGAUAAUACCUGUUGGAGGAGAAUAAGGUUGUGUACCUUAACACUUGACCAAAAUAUGUGUACUCCAGAUGGUGCAAUGUUGUUGAAUGUUCCUGUUCAAUGGACUUGGAUGAUUGUACAGCAUCAUAGAUCUCUUUAGUUAUAACAUUUUAAACCACAGCAAAAGUGCUGACUGAUCAAAAUGGCUGGAUGCCCUCAUAGUAAUGAUAGAUAUUAGGAUAUACAUUGUUUUAUUUUACUUAAAAGAAGCAUUUCGCCACCAUUGUUCCAUUAAUAAGAGGAAUGUUACAACAAAUGUAUAUAGUCAAAUUUUGUUGAUCCACGUAUGCUGAUAUAUCUACAAUGUUAUAGAUAAUUCUGGCAGGCCUGUAGUCUUACAUCAAGUAUCUAAACUUACCCCGUCUACUUUCCCUCCUCUUGUGGAAAUGAGGGUGGUCUGGUGGACAGGAGUCAUCACCAAGUAAACAAUUGGAAACAUACCUUUAAAUAACACACACCCACACACAAACACAUUAGUGUUGCUAUGGUGCUGAACCUAAAAAGUAAAGUAAAGCUUCAGUCAAAUAAGUGCAAGUGGGAAGCAAAUGAAAAAAAUACAAAUCAAAACAAACAUGAUACAUUUGACACACACUCAUACAUAACACAUUCAUACAUCGUCAUAAUAUGGUCCGACUGCCAGAGGCUUUUAAUUAAAAACAUUUUGACUGAUUUUAGAAAUGUAGACUAUACAUUGAAUAAACAUAUACUAGUUUGGACAUUUCUGCUGUAGUACUGCUCCAGUGGUGUUCUUAAACUGCAUAUACUUACAAGUCAUACAUAUAUAUUUCAUAUAAUACACAGAAGAUGAAAUUGAUUCAUGGAAACAAUUCCACCACAGCUUCAGUAUUGCUUUAAGAUAUAUUGAAUACUAGUAUUGUUAAGUAAUUGUUUUUUUAUUGUACUGUGUAUAAUUGUAAAUUAUAUUUAUUUGAGGCAUUGUUUUAUUGUAUAGAAUAUGCUUGAUCAAUUACAUCAUAUUUUUAUAAAAUAAAAUUUUAACAUUAAAAUUCAAACAUUUUGGCCAUCAAAAUUGCCAUGUUUUGACUACUACUACUAACUACUUAAAAUUCAGUCUCAAUUUUUAGACUAAAUAUUCAUCUAUAAUACAUGCGUGUAUGUAUUUAACCUGAUGAAAAAGUGUUUUAAAUCCAUUUCACAUUCAGACAAUAAAGAUAUGUUUUGUAUAAAAUUGUAUAGAGAAAUUAGAAUAGAAGAAAUAUAAAAUUGUAAAUACGA